Molecule: messenger RNA, 771 nt
Organism: Aspergillus oryzae RIB40
Lineage: Eukaryota; Fungi; Ascomycota; Eurotiomycetes; Eurotiales; Aspergillaceae
Exons: 1
Coding region: 1-771 (256 amino acids)
Source: RefSeq, a predicted model, not a curated record
AUGUCGAGCACGGCAUUCACAUCGUCCCUCAGUAACUGGGACUUGUAUCCCACCAAUGGUUCCAUUACUCCCCAUCUUCUGCUUGUCGGGGCCCAAAUCCUAUUCCUCAGUGGCCCACAUUUUCACGGUCGACGGACUCUUGCUGCGACAACGAUCCUGAGUCUAGCAGCCAUUGCGCAAUACAACCGAUUCACCAAUAACCCUGGAGUCGCCAAUCUGUUCGCACUGGCCUGGCCGCAUUGGCUCUCCGCCGUGGAGAAGAUUGUCUUUGCCUCCCCCGAGGGACCUGAAGCAGACUUAUGGAGAGUAGACCGUGUCCCUCGCGAGGCAAUGUCCUGGCCUGUGUUCGGAUGGCGAAAGGUAAAAUGGGCCGUGACUCUCUUGUUGAACCUGCGAGGCAUCCGCUGGAGCUUCCAAGUCAAAAACGUACCUAAAAUGCCAGAGCGCAUGACGCGUGGUCAGUUCCUGCGGUGGCGACUAGGCGAGUUGGUAUGGGUCUUGCUGAUGACGGAUCUGGUCUCCCAAAUGAUGCUUCGUUUCUUCUUCACGGAUGCUGCGGGAGCUUUGGGAAAUCUGGAUUCUAAGUAUAUCACCAUCCGCGAUGCUCGUUGGGGUUGGAGUCUUCUGAAAGCAUUGACAUUUGGACUGGGUCCAUACUUUUUUAUCAACAUGCAGUACUUGGUGGUAUCCAUCCUGGCAGUAGCCAUGGGGAUUAGUCGGCCUGAGGUAGGCUCCUGUCCACCACGCAGGAGCAAUAGACAGCCAUGCUAA